Messenger RNA from Nothobranchius furzeri (turquoise killifish), 2556 nucleotides. RefSeq names its product RAB30, member RAS oncogene family (gene rab30). The record is from RefSeq and is a predicted model, not a curated record. Gene Ontology annotation, biological process: Rab protein signal transduction. NCBI's taxonomy places the organism in Eukaryota, Metazoa, Chordata, Actinopteri, Cyprinodontiformes, Nothobranchiidae. Gene Ontology annotation, molecular function: GTPase activity; GTP binding.
CCUUACGUGAGUGAAUGACAUCAUUCAGUGCAUUGCCCCCCUCUUCCUCCCUCCUCCUUUUUCAGACGGGCUGCUGCUGCUACUGGGGCUGCCUGCUAGGACGCAACUCACAGCCGGGGAAAUAAUGCCCUGCCCAGCAGCGGUUUUGCUUAUUUGAGGAGGUGACAUAUGCAUACCAAGUAGUUACAAGUCCGGGGAUAUCCCCGUGUUUUUUGAUUAGGAUGAGCAUGGAAGAUUAUGACUACUUGUUCAAAAUAGUUCUCAUAGGAAAUGCUGGAGUCGGGAAAACAUGUCUCGUCCGGCGCUUCACUCAGGGCCUUUUCCCACCUGGACAAGGGGCUACUAUUGGAGUAGAUUUCAUGAUAAAAACUGUGGAAAUCAAAGGGGAGAAGGUCAAGUUGCAGAUUUGGGACACAGCUGGCCAGGAGAGAUUUCGCUCCAUUACUCAGAGUUAUUACCGUAGUGCCAAUGCCCUCAUUCUCACGUACGACAUUACCUGUGAGGACUCCUUCAGGUGCCUUCCAGAGUGGCUGAGGGAGAUUGAGCAGUAUGCCAACAACCAAGUUGUGACUAUAUUAGUCGGAAAUAAAAUUGAUUUGGCAGACAAGAGAGAAGUUCUCAGGCAGAGGGCUGAAGACUUCGCUCAGACUCAGAGCAUGCUAUAUCUGGAGACGUCGGCCAAAGAGUCCGACAACGUUGAGAAGCUUUUCCUCGACCUGGCGUGUGAACUCAUUCGAGAGGCCAAACAGAACAAGUUGGAUAACAAUGACACUGCCCCAAUGCCCGGCGAGGGUAAAACCAUCAGUUAUUUGAACUGCUGCAGUCUCAAUUAAAGGAAGCUCAGCGGCCAGACUGUGCUAACACAGCAGCCAUUGACUGUAGAACGUAGAUAGCUGAGCCCCAAUGCCUCCGUCUCACUAAGAUGGCGUGAAGCCAACACUCCGUUUGGGAAAUUCUAGUCUCUUGCCUCUUUUAAGCUUUACAAGGGAGCUAGGUAAUUUUGUUUAAAAACAACCUGUCGCCACACUUUUUUUUUCAGGGACAGAAAUUAGCUGUCUGAUACUUUCUGGGACUUUGUGUUUAUAAAUGGUAAAAGGGCAGGAUUUUCCUGUUUGGGCUUCAAAAGUCAUCCUAUAUCAGUAUUCACCAGCAGUAUUAUGAAGGCAAAAAACAGCUCUGCCAGGUAUUUUGUUAUAAAUCCCUCCCACCUGACAUCUUUCAUUGUUACUUACCAUGUUUACAUUACUCUACAUUUAUGAGAUUACCAAGUUGGAUCAAAAUGCAAAAAAAGGCUUUGAAAUUGUACCGUCGGUUCAGAUGCACAUUAAUGCUCCCUGUACCAUAUUUUCCAGACUAUAAGUCGCACCAGCCAUUAAAUGUAGUAUAAUGAAGAAGAAAAAAACAUACAUAAGUUGCAUUUUGGGGAGAAAUUUUAUUAUUUUUCUUAACAAAUUCUGAGACCAAGCAUUUCACAUUGCAAGACAAGUACCAGUAACAAUAACAGAAUAAACAACCAGCUGUUGCAUCAGCGGUAUGCGCAGCAGCUCGCCACGGUCUCCAGCAGAGAAUGGCGGUGUUUCAAACCCUCCCAGUGGGACAGAGAGCUCAUUCCUGGGUCGGAGCCGGCCCGCAGCAGCGCGGUAUAGCCUACAUAAUUUGGUAUACAAGUCGCAGGACCAGCCAGACUUUUAAAAAAAAGUGUGACUUAUAGUCCAGAAAAUACAGUAAUUUCUUCUGCUCUGAGAAUCACAUUCAGUGUUUUUGGCUUUUGUCCUUUCUGAAUCACGUUUGCACCUCUCAUUAUUAUUACAUACUGUGAAACGUUGUUUCCUAAACAAACUUUUUUUUACUUGCAGCUAGCGUGUGUUUUUAUGUCGACUAACAAAAACAGAAAUGCAUAAAAUCGACUAUUGUGUGAGGCAUUUAUUUUUUAGUAUUCUGGCAGGGCUUGUGAUAGUUCAUGUAAUUUGAUGCUGUUGGACAUUUCUAUUAAAACAACUUAUACGUAGUUUAUUCAACUUUAAUUUUUUUUGAUUGUCAGCUGUUUUAUUUUUAUCCGUACAUGUACUCCUGCAUUUGUUGCAGCUGCCUAGUCACAAAGUUGUUUGAAGGAAUUUGUCCAUAGCUCUCUAUAACUUGUUGUUUCAUAUGCUUUCGAAAAAAGAUUAUUUUAAUGCUCAGCAUGGUAGUUUUGUCUGAAAUGAUGUUUCAUUUAUUUGCCAUAACUGCAAUCAGCUGUAUUGCACAAUGCCAUAUACUGCACACUUUUAUGUUUUAUUUGUAACAUUUUAGUGUUUUGUUGUACAGAUUUAGUAGUGUAGUACAUUUUGGCACUUUUCUAAUUUUGUAUUUAGUCAUAUUUCUGUUAGAAUGGUGAGCUUUCUGUUUUGCCUUGUAUUUUAGAUUUAAUUGCAGCUGCUUGUGGUUAAUUCUUUGCAUCUUCCUCUCAACUCAAAGUGGGUAAUACAACAGAAACGCUGUGGGGAUGUUGUGCUUUUUUGUGUACAAAAUGAUCCCUAAAAUACCCUGUAAAACAUUAAACAGCUACACUAAUUA